AUGACGACUGUGCCUUCGUUCGACUCGUUUCCCUCUCCAACCCACUCACCAUCAGAAAACAAGCCAGUGGUGGCCAUCCCUUCCUUCGACUCCUUUCCCGAACCAGAGGCAGUCACUAAGAACCGUCGCAAGAGGAGAACCAAUGAAGACAACGAGGAUAGCAGUCGUAGUAGUAGUACGAGGAGACGGACGAAGCAGAGAAUCACCACCGAUCACUCAACCCUCGACCAAGCUGACCAAUUCCUCAACUCACUCAGUCAUCAAAUCGACUCAGCGCAUCAGCGAAAUUCCCAAGAGUCACCUGAUCACCAAGCUCAAAUCCAGGGCAGCAAUAGGCGAAGGAAAGAAAGACGCAGCGAUCAUCAAUCUCGACAAGAUUCACCAGUUAGAAAGGACAAGAAGGCUAAGAAGAAGCUCCAGGCUAUCACUCCCCCUGCACUCCGAGCCCUACCAGGCCUAUCAGCCACAUCAACCAUCCAACCCAAGCUCGACUCGAACCAGUUUCGAGACCAGCUUGGCAAGAUCAUCUUCAUCAUCGACCUCAGAGAGGACAACUUCAACCUGCACCAUGGUAGACCGGACAGAGGCAAAGUACCACGCUACAGACGAGCCGCAGCUGGCCGGGUCCUCGGUCUCGACCCUCAUCUCCGAAUCGUGUUCUCCAGCGCUUACAGAGGGGAUGGCUUGAAGCUCAGCACUGAGGGACGCACCAAGCCGGUCUCCAUCUCCGAUCCAGCCGUCCUGCAGCUCCUCAACGACAAGAACCUCAAGAGGAUCUCACUUUCAAGACUGCCCCACGGGGGAGGAGAGAAGAUGGGGGAUGGACCUUCAAUUCCGUUCAUCCCCCUGCUCGAAUCGGACCGACCCGCCCCAGGAGUGGAGCAAGAGCGUAUCCCAGUAGGGAUUAAUCUCUACGGAGAACCUGAAUCGGAGGAGGAGGACUUGGAGGAUUACGUACCUCCAGAGGAAGAUGGUGGCGAAUCUUUCUUGGACCGGCUCAACCAUCGCAAGGGGGAGCUCGAGAGGAGGACCACCGAUCAUCCGGAGGAUGUCGAGGCUUGGCUAGCUCUGGUCAGUUUACAGGAUGAGAUGAAGGAGCUCGGACUGGUUGGGUUGAGGGCCCGAGUAACAGAUGCCGAUCAGGAGGCAAUCAGUCGGCACAUACAGGGCACGAGUGAUUUGAAGAUCGCCUACCUCAAGCGAGCUCUGCGCGAGCCGGCUAAUCAGAACAACGAACAGUUACUACUUGCCUACAUGAAAGCAUACUGCGACCAGCCUGAUCUCGAUCUGGCCAAAGAAUGGCAGAAGAUGUUGGAAGCACACCCCGCGGUCACCGGUCUGUGGAUUGCCUAUGUUGAUUGGAAGCAAACCGAGGCCGGAAGCAUGAAUGUUUUGGGGAUGAUAGAAGUCUACGAAGAAUUGAUCGAUAGACUGGUCAGGCGAUCGGAAAACUCCAAUACUCCUGACAAGGAGCGUACCCUAUUCGAGCAAAGCAUCGUCUAUCUAUUUCACCGAUGCUGUGUCAUGCUCAAACAAGCAGGAUACAACGAAAGGGCAACAGCGGCAUUCCAGGCGAUCAUGGAACUUAACUUCUUCAAACCUCGUCAAAAGGUUGAAUCACUGAACGAGCUCGCGGAUGACCUUGAGACUUUCUGGGAUUCCGAGGUUCCUAGGAUAGGAGAAGAUGGGGCGAAAGGUUGGAUGAACAUGAACUUGGAAUUUGAGCAAUUAGAGCCUCAACCAGGACAAACUUUACCCAAUGAAUCCAAGGAACUCGAGCCCAAUCCAACGGAGGAGAUAUUCAAUAGAUGGCAAGUUCAAGAGAUGAAGGCUCGCCGACCACUUCGAACGACUGAUCUACAGGAUAAUGAUGAUCCAUUCGGUUGUGUGUUGUUUGAUGAUAUCCGAAAUUUACUCUUUCUACUAUCAACCGAUGACUCGCUACAAGCCUUGCUCUACUCGUUUCUCUCUUUUGUUGGAGUUUCGAUUCCCCCACCGGACAUCGAUACCAACGUCCCCUUCUUCACUGACCCGUUUUUAUCGACUGAGCUGAUUGAUGUCCCCGAACGGCAAUCGACAUUUUGGCCUCAGUUAGAAAAAAAACUUUCGUUCGAUCCCUACGGACCUACCGAGCGUUCAUCGGGGAUUAAAAAUCCACAAAUGAUCCCCUUCCGAAUAUUUCCUUGCGAUAUCAGACAGCUCUUUGCUGAUCCGUCCCGUUGGUUUGUCAACUUUGAACCGCCCAAAGACUCCAUAAACUUCAUCAGGAAUUCCUUCCAAGCCUUAAAAACCACUGGGAUGCUCAAGCAGGAUACGUACUUCAAACUAUGCGAACUUUCGUUUGAAGCGCGGGUAGACGUCUCAUCAGCUGUGAAGCUGGCCAAACAAUCCUUGAGUCUUGACCAACGAAACUUUGUUCUCUGGGAUGCAUAUGCUAGACUCUGUCUGUUACAGGGAAAGCCUAAACAGGCAAGGGAUGUGUAUGUGAAAACACUGGAGAUGUCCGAGCAGGGUGCUGAAGGGCUCAUGUCCUUGUGGUAUUCAUGGGCUGAAAUGGAGUUUCAACUCGGCCACAUCCGAUUAGUCAUCAGUAUUUUGGCCCGAACUGUGAAUUGUCUGGACGAGAGUCCAUCUGGUAAUUCACUUCUCCGCCUAGCUCAACCUUUUCAUUGUUACCAAAAAACUGCGUUGGCUGACCUUGGGUUCCGGAACGCUAGAGCUCGUCCGCAAUACUUCCCAGUCCAGGUCUCCCGCCUUGUUGCUUCGUGUUCGACGCGCUCCUUUCAAGACGACCUACCACUUUCACUAUUACGCUGUCGAGUAUCGGCUGCGGUAGGCUAUGGAACGUUCCAAUAUCUCACUGAGGGUUUCCCGGCUGGAUGUGAAGCCUACGAACGGAGCUUGAAAGCCUUAGAAAGUUUGGAUAGUCCAGCCGAAGAGGAAGAGCUCUGGCUCAAUUACUGUCGCUUGAUCUACCAGCAGAUCCAGGAUCAUCAACGGUUCAAGCCGAUCGAGAUCCGAGCCACCCUCCAACGGGCGAUCGUCAAGUUCCCUAACAACUCGGUCUUUCUCGCCCUCUUCGCCUUCAACGAAUCGAAGAUGAAGAUCGAGAAUCAGACCCGAAGACUCCUCGAUGCCAUUCUCCUCAAGAUUCCGACUCUUGUCACUGUCAAUCGUUGGCUGUUCGCUAUCUGGGUCGAACUCCACCUCAAUUCUUCUACCUACAACCAAGCGGCCGUUCGUGGUCUAUUUGAACGGGCUUUGACCAACCAAAGUAUUGGGUCUUGUUUGCAAGUGUGGGUACUGUAUAUUGAGUUCGAACUCAGAAACGAAAACUACGUCAGAGCUCGGUCCUUGGUUACACGCUCUGUGGCACAUUGUCCAUGGGCGAAAGAGUUAUACUUGCUCCCUUUCACCAGCCGGUUCGCGGGCGCGUACGAAACGAGCGCGGGUCGAGCUGUGGAGCUGAACCGGAUGGUCCGCCUGGUCGAUGAGAAGUGCGUGCGGAUCAGAGAUCGCUCGGUGCUUGCGAGGCUCCAGAAUGCCGAAGUCGAUCGUCUGCCGCGCGUUCUGGGUGAGGAAGACCUCGAUUCGGGCGAGCAACGCGAGUUCGACGAGCGGACAAAACUCAUGCCUUAUUGA
This is a messenger RNA of Puccinia graminis f. sp. tritici CRL 75-36-700-3, 3642 nucleotides long. RefSeq lists its product as uncharacterized. Gene Ontology annotation, molecular function: protein binding. The record is from RefSeq and is a predicted model, not a curated record. The transcript is spliced from 9 exons. Gene Ontology annotation, biological process: negative regulation of RNA catabolic process; RNA processing; regulatory ncRNA-mediated post-transcriptional gene silencing. Gene Ontology annotation, cellular component: catalytic step 2 spliceosome. Bases 1 to 3642 code for a protein of 1213 amino acids. Lineage: Eukaryota; Fungi; Basidiomycota; Pucciniomycetes; Pucciniales; Pucciniaceae.